Molecule: messenger RNA, 2544 nt
Organism: Peronospora belbahrii
Lineage: Eukaryota; Oomycota; Peronosporomycetes; Peronosporales; Peronosporaceae
Source: the annotation of a GenBank genome assembly
AUGGCAGACGAUAUUUCGACGUGGGACGCUACAAGCGUCAUAGCUCAAGCAAAAGCGAUGAUCCAUUCCAGUAACUAUGAAAAAGUAACAGAUGCACGUAAAAGUGUAGAUGAUAUUUUGGCCAAUUGGGUGGCAGCAGUUGAGGAACAGAGUGACCCGAAGAGUGCCGCAAGAGGUAGUAUCGCUAUUGUGGCGCUCUGGCGUCAAUACGCAGCGCUAGAGAUGGAGCUUCGACAGUUUAAACAGGCUACAAAAGUCUUUGAAAAAGCUGUUAAUUGCCGUGUUGCAGGAUCCAGCACGGCUUUGUGGCUACAGUACGCAGACUUUUGCGUGCAAAGAAAGAAGUUUUCGAAUGCACGAAAAAUCUUUGUUCGAGCCUUGCAUACGCUGCCAGAACGGGAGCAAACGGCAGUGUGGGCGAGAUUCUAUGGAUUUGUGUGCACCCAUGUAGACAACAAGCUGUCUUUAGCUAUGCUACAGCAUCAGGUCAUGCCGGACAAGUACCCACAGCCAGGGACGACACCUGCUACAAUACCUAUUGCAGCACUUCCUGUUUCUUCUACUAGUGCUACUGUUUCUGUAGCUCCUGUUGCAGCUUCUACGUCGCUCAGUGCCUCGUCAGAUGCGCUGACAACGAUUCCGAGCACUUUGCAACCUCAACAGCCGCAGCCGGCACAUGUCACGAGCAGUGAAAAUAACGCUGUGUCGCUUGUAGACCCCGUGGUAGCUUUUAUUGACAAAACUGGAGAAGUUAGCUCGACUCCUACACCAAUGCCUUCUCCUCUUGCUGUGGAGAGUGUAGGUUGCACAGUAGAUCGUGGUGAUGCAGAGAAACGAGGACCGCCGGACCCACCACUUGCCGGCGAUGCGAAGCGCGCCAAGCAAGAUGUAGCAGUGCUCGAUCCGACGGUAACCGCUACUGCAUCAACUGGGGAGCCGGUAGCGUACUUCAUGCACAUUCCUAUGACGCUACCGUUUACUCCCAGUUGCCCCCAGUUGCUGUUUGAUAGCAUGGCAGAUGGCGAGACGCAGAAGCAGAUUGAGAAUGAACUUUUGGAGCGUUUGUCCGAUGUGUUGGGUGACAGUGCUGUAUUUGAGAGUGUUCGCGGUUUGCACGACAACCAGCGGACUCGCGACAGGGAGAUGUUGUAUCGCUGGCAGGAGCUUAUCGGUAUGCAAAUGAAGGAAGGAUCCGAGCUGUUUGCCCGUCACGUAGCAUUGGAGAUGCAGCACGGAUUUUCCGAUCCGCGCGGGCUCAUCGCGCUCAAGACUCAGCACCUGGAACAGCGCCGCGAAUUUUCCAGUCGCUGUCUGAUGUCCCAGCAGCAGUUUAUUGAGAUUUGUUCUAUGGACCGCGCUAGUGCUCUUAAGGUACAGCAGACUUCGCUCGAGAGCAUGAAGAUACCGGAAGUGUCGGUGACCACGGAUCCCGAGAGUAUUAAUUUACAGCGUGCGAUUGUAGGUUUGAUACUAGAAGCCGAGAAACUGUGGCCCGACCUCCGAUGCGGCAAAGACGAGACAGCCAAGACUCUACUACCUCAAGUCACUCUACUGCACGAAGUUCUAGUGGGGGGCGGUGGUUUUCGUAGCAGUGGGAAUGGUCGACAGGACCUACGCGGAUCCCGCAAUUGGGGAGGCAAUGGGAAUAAUCGCCGCCGAGAUCGUGACCCGCGCGGUGGUCGAGGUCGCUCGAAUAAGUGGGACAUCCAGCCUCCGCAAUCUGGCCCUCCGGUUGCUGCUGCUCCUCCACAACAACGCUCACAUUACGAUUAUUCUGUGCAACACGGUGCGCCUAAUGCACAGGAACAGCAGCAGAUGCCACUAUAUGAUCGCGGGCCGCAACGAAUGCAGGUGCCUCUGCAACAGCAGCAGCCCCACCAGUUCCAGCCGCAGCAACCGUAUGGUGCACCGAAUGCCCCGCUUUAUGAUAAGUAUGGAGGUCAGCAGCAGGGCUCCAUGCCGGAGCAGCAGGGUUACUCACAGCCUUCAGGCGCUUACUUUUCCGGGCCGCAAGAUGGUCCGUGUCGUCCUAGAGACGGCGAUUGCUUCGUAGGACAAGAAGGCUCAUCUAGAGAUGGCCCUGCAAGUGGCGGCUGGCCGCAGCAGCAACAGCAUCCAUUCCACCAGCCGCCAAUGCGGCAACACUCAGGCCCUUCCGCCGAUGGAGAAGACUUUAGGCCUCCAUUUGAUCCUUCACUUUCGCGAUAUGGAGCAGGCACAGGACCUGGCGCAGCUUCGGUUGUUAAUCUACCACUUCAUCAGCAGUCGCCUUAUCAUCAUCAGCUACCGCAGCAGCAACCUUUGCGUCACAAUACUUACUCUGCAUAUCCGCACGAUCAGUACGGGCCACCCCAAGGCGAGUUUCAGCAGCAUGGAGGCAUUAGACCUAUGGAAAAUUACGGCUCCGCGCAGCAGCAACCACCGCAAGAGAUGAUGCAGCGUCAGCAGCCACCGCAACGUUACCAGGCGGAUCACUUGCUGCCUGCAGCUGCACCUGGUAUGAGCAACCGUCGCAAUCGACGUGGUGGUCGAUACCGUCGGUGA